AUGAAUACUCAACAAAUUUAAUAUCUCCAUAAACCACCCACUAGUCCACAAUAAUUUACAUCAAGAAUGUAUAAUUAUCAUUUUAACAAUGAAAUAGGACUAUUAUAGAUUAGAUUUCUCCUAUCCGAGAUAUUGUAUAACCUAAAACGACUCGUGCUAAUCAAAAUACAGCAAGAAAUAGUACUAAAGGUAUUCCCUAAUUGAUUACAACAAAAACAUAGCCUUCAGUCACAAGGGAAUCUUGUUAAAUUACAAGAGAAUCUAUUCAUAUCAAAUAACCAUCUUAAAUGCCUAUUGAUAAUAUUUCUAAAGCCAUAUACUAAUUAAGUUAAAUUAGAUAAAAAUAUGAUAAAUCACUUGAAUCAUAAAUUGAUGCAAUUAUAAUCAUGCUCAAGACUACAACUCUUGAUAAGGAAAACUGCAAUCCCAAUUAAGAGUUAAGAUAAUAAAUUAUUUCCCUUUAAUCAAGCAAUGAAAAAUUACAAAAUGAACUUUUACAUAAAAAAUACGAUAAAAAAACAAUCCAACAUUUAGAAUAAAUUAUUGCCAAUCUUGAAUCUUAAACUUAAUCUAUUAUUAAUUAAAGAGACAUUCUUAAAUCAGAAAAUGAAAAACUAUAACUCAAAUUAUUAAAUAGAGAAUAAAAUUUCUUAUAGUUGUAACAGGAAGUAUAAUAAUAAAGAAACUCAUGUUAACCUUAUGAAUUACUUUAUAAUUAAUAAAAAUAAAAAAUCUAAGAGUUGGAGGAAUUGAUAUAAUCAUUUAAAGAAAUUAAUAGUUCAGAAAAUGUAGUUAAAUAAUAAGAUUAUUAUGAUCUCAAAUGGAAAUUUGAAUAAUCAAGUAUUCUUAUAUUUUUUAUUAGUUAUUGCUUAUUAAAGAAAGGAUAAGGAUUUAUAAUCUAAAGUUGAAGAACUAAAAAGAUUAAAAAAUUAAGUUGAAUAAUUAUUAAAAAGAAAUUAAAGUCUUGAAAUUAAGUUACUUGAAAUCAUGGAAACAGAAGUUAAAUAAAGAAUAAUAUUAUGA
Molecule: messenger RNA, 1023 nt
Organism: Paramecium pentaurelia
Lineage: Eukaryota; Ciliophora; Oligohymenophorea; Peniculida; Parameciidae
Source: the annotation of a GenBank genome assembly